Messenger RNA from Anolis sagrei ordinatus, 874 nucleotides. RefSeq names its product NELL2 interacting cell ontogeny regulator 1 (gene NICOL1). The record is from RefSeq and is a predicted model, not a curated record. Lineage: Eukaryota; Metazoa; Chordata; Lepidosauria; Squamata; Anolidae.
UAAUUUGGAUCUGGAUUCUCCCUUCAAAGCACUCCCAUUAAUAGCAAAGCUGGGGGACCAAAGCCAUUGUUCUCUCACCCUUCCCUUUGCUGGAGUGCUCUGCAGUGUUGCCAUGGCAGAUUCUUUCUGGGUAAGAUAAAGACAGGCAGUGCACAUGCUCAGAGAUGCAAGUGUACAUGCUCCACUAGCAGCUUGCAGCAGCCAUCUAAGAGACCAUUGCAAAGGGAAGGGAAAGAUCAGUGAAGGAGGAAGAUUCAACUAGCAAGAUGCUGAAGACUUGUGUAAACAGAGUGAUCACUUUUGCACCACUAAUUCUAAUAAUUUGGCUUAUUUCUACAAAGCCAACUAUAGCUGAAGAAGAAUCGGGAACAACAAUCCCUGCAGAAAGUCGCCCAUGUGUUGAUUGCCAUGCAUUUGAAUUCAUGCAAAGAGCUUUGCAAGAUUUAAAGAAAACAGCUUACAAUUUAGAUUCACGGACAGAGACAUUGCUUUUUAAAGUGGAGAAGAGAACUCUGUGUGACUGUUUGACAGCAAAUACCUUGAACUGAAUACUGGAUAUCUGUCUAGAUGUUUCUGGCUCUUGAACGGUUUUUAAAAUGCUGCAGUUAAUGCAGAAAAAUGUAGGAAACAAUUACUGCAAAGAUGUAAUCCUUGGGGCACUUAUACAUUUAUUAGGUUACUUUGUGUCUGCAAUCCAAGUUAUUGUGUAAGACAUUUUUACCCCUUUUGAUGUCAUCGUGAGAGUCAAGAUAUUUUCCAAAAGAAGGGAAAUGCAGUCAAAGGAGGUGCAAUUAUGCGCUAUUAACAUUUUAAUUUUAGAACUCUAAUUUUUAACUGUAUCCAUUUUUAGAACUGUAUAAAAAUUCAAAACAUU